UCCGAGCUCUUCAGAGUGACUGAAUCCAUCUCUCGUCUCCUACUCCAACGUUCCGCACAGAACUAGCUACGAACUAACUCUUGUUGAGCUCACCGUCUAGCCGCGAUAUGGUUUCGUCAAUGAAGCAGUACAGAGAUGAGGCCGAUGCACCAUCGUCCCUCUCCCUCUCGCUCUCCCUCGGCGCCGUGGCCGACCGCAGCAGCAAGAAGAUACGCCGCGGCGGCGCGGACGGCGAGUUCGUGUGCAAGACGUGCGGCCGCUCGUUCCCGUCGUUCCAGGCGCUGGGCGGGCACCGGACAAGCCACCUCCGUGGCCGCCACGGCCUCGCGCUCGGCCUCACUUCCGGGCCGGGGACCAAGAAGACCACGGACGAGAAGCGGGCGCACCAGUGCCACGUCUGCGGGCUGGAGUUCGAGAUGGGGCAGGCGCUCGGUGGCCACAUGCGCCGGCACCGCGAGCAGGAGUCUGCCACCACGGCGCAGGCGCCGCCCGUUCUGCUCCAGCUCUUCGUCUAGCGUUAGCUCCACUGGUGUCCUUCCGAUAUGGAUAGACAUCCAGUGCAGGUGUACGUGUACUGCUUCACCUGUGUCUGUGCGCGCGAUUGGAUUGGUACAUUUGCCGCACACUAGUACUAGGUGUUGAUCGAUCGCUGGUUCAUUCCUUCAUUCUGACGUACAUGUACAUAUUUCGGGACCUGUUCAUUCGUUCAUUAUGGAGACUAUAUAC
Molecule: messenger RNA, 726 nt
Organism: Triticum aestivum (bread wheat)
Lineage: Eukaryota; Viridiplantae; Streptophyta; Magnoliopsida; Poales; Poaceae
Product: zinc finger protein ZAT8
Exons: 1
Coding region: 108-515 (135 amino acids)
Source: RefSeq, a predicted model, not a curated record